Microplitis mediator is the source of this 3354-nucleotide messenger RNA. Its product is annotated as otoferlin-like. Gene Ontology annotation, cellular component: membrane. The transcript is spliced from 16 exons. NCBI's taxonomy places the organism in Eukaryota, Metazoa, Arthropoda, Insecta, Hymenoptera, Braconidae. The record is from RefSeq and is a predicted model, not a curated record. The coding region runs from base 1 to 2328 and encodes 775 amino acids. Gene Ontology annotation, biological process: plasma membrane organization.
AUGGUACGAAAAAGAAAAGGCAAACAUGGAACUUAUCAAGUGGCCAUUACUAUUAUCGAAGCUAAAUAUUUAGCACAAAAUGCUAAUCCAAUGGUCGUUGUUAAAGUCGGGCAUCAGAAGAAAAAAACUGUCAUAAGAAAUCGGACUGAUUCACCGUACUACAACGACUAUUUUAUAUUCAAUUAUACCGGAGACUUUGACACAUUUCUCCAUACAAGAAUUUCAAUAUCAGUUUAUUUAAAACGGUGUCUGAGACUUAAAUUUUAUGGAGGAAUAUUUUUUGACGUUUCCACUGUUUGGGAUCAACCUGAUCAUGAGUAUUAUCACAAAUGGGCAAUGCUCACGAAUCCAAAAGAUCCAACGGGUGGUCCAAAAGGGUACGUUAAAUGUAAUAUUGGUAUCAAUGCUAAGGGCGCGACUAUCCCGACGCAUUUGGAGAGUGAUGGAGAUGAAGAUAUUGAAGGAAAUUUAUUGAUGCCAAUCGCUAAUUUUUUUGAAACCGGACGUCAAAAAGCACAUUACAUAUUUAGUGUCUACCGAGCAGAUGGAUUGUCAUGUAAAAAUACAAGUCAGUGCUGUGCGGACGCUGAUAACAUUGUUAAUCCGUUUAUUCAAAUAUCAUUCGCUGGAAUGAAGGGUGAAACGAGUUGGCACAGUGCAACUUACACGCCAAGAUUAAAUGAAAGAAUAAUAUUCACCGAAAUGUUUCCACCUCUAUCGUAUCGCGCUAGAAUCGCAAUAAAAGACAGAAUUGAUAGCUGCCGUUCAAAAACACUGGCAACUUUUACACUGAAUCUCGCAAAGUUAUCUAAGUCUGGGGAAUAUGGAUUUCUACCGACGUAUGGACCAUCUUUUGUUCAUUUUUACAAUAGUGCAAACGAGGGUCCUGAAUGUUUCUGCGCAACUAAGUGUCAGAAUACGCGACCUAUUUAUCAAGGUAGAGUGCUCCUUUCUCUGAAAACAGAAAUUGAUGAUUCCGGAGCUCCUAUUAUCCCAGGAGUGGUUACGGAACCAACAGCUUCUAUUAUUGAGCAUCGAUUAUGGACGACAGAAGAGUAUUUACUGGUCGGAAUUGUUUACGAUGCUAAUAUGAUCGAUCGAUCGAGAUUUAUGAGAAAGCCUAUAAGUUUUGAAAUAAAUAUCGGCAAUGCUGGUAGCAAAAUUUUUCCCUGUAAUACCGAGACUUAUGAUUAUUUACUAAACCAAGUAAUACUCGACAAACGUCCUGAUUUUGUGAGCUCGACUGCGCCUAGAUUAACAGCCACGACAGAUGGCAAGUUUAAUUACCUUCCACUUGGUUCCAAUAAACCUUGCAUGUACGUUAAAUCCUGGUGGCCAAACUUAGAAUGGAGAGUAUCCAAUACCAACAGUCUUUUGUACAUCGCCAACUUCCUCGAGGAUAUGCUAAGCAAAUUGGAAGCACUAAUUGCCGUAGAAAAUCCAGCGGCAUAUGAAACUUAUAAUACUGUAAUUGAGUCAUUAAAAUGUUACUGUAUGCAUUACUUGUCUAUAUUGGAUACCGAUGUAUAUAACGAGAAUGGCGGAACCACAAAAUUGGACAGACACCGGAUUAAUCUGUGUCACUAUUGCAUACAAGAUAUUAUCACGAUGAUAAAUGUCAACGGCAAGCUCCCUAACAAUAACUACAUUAAAAUUGCAAUGUUGCAUGCAUACAAAUAUUUGAAAAAAAUACUGGAUGUUGCUGAGGACCCUCAACAUUCAUUUCCGGAUGUUUUUAUUUGGAUGAUAGCCGGCAGUAAACACGUAGCAUUAGUUCGUAUACCAGCGUCGAAAAUAAUUUUUAGUGAAGAUGAAAUGUCACGAGGAACUAAGUGCGGCCAAAGAAUAAAUUUAUUCAUGAAAAAUAUCACCGACGGAUUUAUUGACAACAACCUUGUCGAUUAUAGUGCAUGUAAUAUUGAAAUUUUUUUGUGGUUCGGAAAUGCCAAGUUUGCGUCUGCUUUCUGGAGCGCCAUCCCCCACGGAUACGAUGUCGAGCACUCGGUAAACAUGGAAUUAUUUCCCAAGACUUUCAACUAUACUACAACUUCGAAAUUUCAAUUACGAGCUCAUAUUUUCCAAGGUCGUUUUGAUUCGGGACUGGACUCGACAGGUUUAAUGGAUCCCUUCAUUCGUAUUAUCUUCCAUGGCUAUACUGCGACUACUAAAUCAAUCAAACAAAGUUUAGCUCCAGUCUGGGAUGAGACUUUAGUAUUUCCUGUAAUCGAUUUGUAUGGAGUGAAGGAGAGCAUCAAGUCAAUGCCACCUCAACUCAUAAUAGAAGCAUUUGAUUGGGAUUGCUGCGUGAGUUUUACUACCGUUAAAUGAUCUGCUGUUAAAGCUAACAAGUCGUUAAAUAACCAGUGUAAGAGUGUUUUAGUUAACAUCUGGGUGUGUAGUUAUGAUUUAAGUUGGACUAUUUGUUAUGGUAAUUAGGGACCGAAAGAAUUGUUUGGCAGAUGCAUUGCAGUACCAGUUGUUAAAUUUAAAGAGGAAGCAUAUUCUCCGCCGGAAUUCCCUCCGACUUUGAUUUGGUAUAAACUCGAGACCGAAUCCGAUUUCCAAGGAAGUGUUUUGGCAGCCUUUGAACUUAUUGAAAAAGUGGGUGAUGCUGAUGUGACUCUAUCUCCGUCAACAGAGUCAAUAAGAUACAAUUUACCUAAUGACAUUCGUCCAAAUAUGAUAAGUCAUCGCCUAGAAGUUAUAUUUUGGGGGAUAAGAGACAUGAAGAAAAUUAAUUUUGUACGAGUCAAUAAACCGAGAGUUGUUGUUGAAUGCGCGGGAAUUCAUGUCAAAUCAGAAAUUAUGAAAAAUGCUAAAAAGUUUUCCAAUUUUCGUCACACUCAUGUCAUUAUUGAUUUGGAUUUACCCGAAAGAGAUAUUUAUCAUCCACCAAUUACAAUACAAGUAUAUGAUGCUCGUAAAUUUGGAUGCUUUAAGUAUGCAGGUGUCUGCAUAAUACCAACGGCUCAUAUUUUUUUAGAAAAACUAAUUAGUGAAACUGAAUAUAAUUAUAAAAUAUAUGAUCAUGAUGACGUUGAAGAAUCUUAUCUUCGAAAACCUAUUUCUGAACUUAUCUUACCACUGCCAAUCAAUUACGAUUUGGAAAAAGAAGAGCAAAAAAAUUUGAUUAGUUACAAAGAACUUGCAAAAAGUGGAUUUAAUUAUCGAAUCACUCAGUUCUGGACUAUCAUUAAAGAAUUUUUAUGUAGUAGCAAAGAUCAGAUGAAAUAUGAAGAGGAAAAUUAUCAAGCUGACGAGGAUGAAAGUUAUGACUGGUGGAGUAAAUACUUCGCAUCCCUAGAGGAGGAAAGAAAUCGUGAGCUCGGAGAGCAUGAAAUACUUCCAUCUGGA